Aureobasidium vineae is the source of this 2664-nucleotide messenger RNA. The record is from the annotation of a GenBank genome assembly. Lineage: Eukaryota; Fungi; Ascomycota; Dothideomycetes; Dothideales; Saccotheciaceae.
AUGGCUCGCCUUUCACGAGGAGCCGCCAAAGCCGAGGAGGCAAAGCCAACAAUCCCUUCAUUGAAGACCGAGAAGAGCGAAAUCUCAUCCAAUAUGGAAGCGGAAGAAGCAAAGAUGGCAGAAGCCCGAAGAUCCAAGGAAGAAAAACGUGACAAGGAGCUCGAAGCAGAGAGACAAAAGGAUCUGAAAGGUGGCAAGAAAGUCGUCGACACAAAGUUCAAGGCCCUCGAGUAUUUGUUGAACCAGAGCAAGCUAUACUCGACCAUCAUGCUCGCUCAGAUGCAAAGGCAGGAAGAGGAGGCACAAGUGACUGAUGAGAAGGGCAAGAAACGGGCUUUGNNAAGCGGGAAGAGACAGCAGACAAAGCAGCCGAAGUCAGUCAAAAGAGCUACCCGGUCGGCAAUCUCUGUACAGGAAACACCAGAGGAAGCAACAGAACAACCAGCCACCGGAGGUCGAAGAAAAUCGGCCAGGGGAACUGCAACCAAACCCAAAUCCAGCAAUGGGAAAAUCUCGGACUACCUUAACAAAGACGACCUGAAGGCCAAAGCUGGCGACAAAUCGAUAAACGAAGCCCUUGCUGAGGAGGCUGACUCUGAUGUCAAGGCCGGCGGCAUUGGUGUCCAGAACCUGCGAUCUGCCAAGCAGCCGGCUCUCGUGAGUGGUGGCUUGAUGCGCUCGUACCAGCUCGAAGGUCUCGAGUGGCUCACAUCGCUUUACGAGAACGGACUGAAUGGUAUCCUGGCCGACGAGAUGGGUCUGGGCAAGACCAUCCAAACGAUUUCGUUCCUCGCCUUUUUGCGUGAGAAGGGCACAUAUGGACCAUUCUUGAUCGCAUCGCCCCUGAGUACAACAAGCAAUUGGGUGAAUGAGUUUCAAAGGUGGACGCCUGAUAUCCCAGUCGUGCUCUAUCAUGGUUCCAAGCAAGAAAGAGAAGAAAUACGUCGAAAGAACUUCAAGAAUCCUGGCAGCAAAGACUUUCCUGUCAUCUGCACUUCUUACGAGAUUUGCAUGAACGACCGCAAGUUUCUUGCAAACUAUGGCUGGAAAUUCAUCAUCAUCGAUGAAGGCCAUCGCAUCAAGAACUUGAACUGUCGAUUGAUCAGAGAGCUGCAAUCGUAUCAGUCGGCAAACCGAUUGCUGAUUACUGGAACGCCGCUACAGAACAAUCUGACUGAGCUGUGGUCGCUACUGCACUUCCUUAUGCCCACCAUCUUCGACAAGCUCGAGUCUUUCGAGUCGUGGUUUGAUUUCUCUGCUCUAAACCAACGCAAUGGCUACGAGGAUAUCCUUUCUGAAGAGCGUAAGACUAACCUGGUAACAUCACUCCACGCAAUCUUGAAGCCCUUCCUGCUACGCCGUAUCAAGACAGACGUCGAAACCUCUCUCCCAAAGAAGCGCGAGUACGUGCUAUAUGCACCUCUCACAGCCACCCAACGCGAGCUUUACCAGGAAAUUCUCGAGGGCAACAGUCGUGCUUACCUCGAGAACAAAGCUGUCGAAAGCUUGAGUGGAACAAACACACCUCGCAGCACUCGCGGUGCCAGUCUUAAACGCAAUAGACCUGAAGACGGAAGCGCUACACCCAACAAGAGCGUCAAGUCUAGUCGGGCGUCUACCCCAGCAACAACAGCUAGUGCUCGUGGCAACAGACGAGCCAAGAAAUCUCAGAAUUAUGAGGAACUAUCUGACACUGCCUACUUCAAACAAGUGCAAGACGAACAGUCAGAGGAAGAAGAACAGUCGCUCAACUCGAGCGAGGAGGAAGCCCAAGAACAGGCACAGACACUGGCUUUGGCUAANAAACUGAUCGGAGCCAAGAAGUUGCAGAACCCUGUGCUGCAGUUGCGUCUUUGCUGCAACUCGCCUCAUAACUUCUUCUACCCUUUCAUGGAGGAAGACAACAGUGACGUAGACGAGACACUGGUGACUGAGAGCGGCAAAAUGCUGCUGCUAGACUCUUUGAUGCCCACACUGCUAGAGCGAGGUCACAAGGUACUCAUCUUCAGUCAGUUCAAAACCCAACUCGACUUGAUCGAGACAUACUGCGAGGUGCUGCGUGGGUGGAAGUGCAGUCGCAUCGACGGCGGUGUCUCACAACCAGACCGACAAGACCAAAUCGCUCAAUUCAACUCGCCAGAGUCCAAGACCAAUAUUUUCCUCCUGAGCACGCGCGCAGGCGGACAAGGAAUCAACCUCACAGCUGCAGAUACAGUACUUCUCUUCGACAGCGAUUGGAACCCACAACAAGAUCUACAAGCGCAAGACCGCGCCCAUCGCAUCGGUCAAACCAGACCCGUCAUCGUGUACAGAUUUGCAACCAAAGGCACAGUGGAGACACUACUGCUGGAAAAAGCAGAGUCAAAGCGAAGAUUGGAAAAAUUGGUCAUUCAAAAGGGCAAAUUCAGAUCAAUGCGUGCGGGCGAAGUAUCAGGCGCCGAGUUUGCGGAAUUGCAGCAAUUGCUUGAACAACAGGAUGGCGAGAGAGUGGAGCUCGAAGAGGGGACCAAGGGUUUACUUUCGGAAGAAGAGCUGAAUACCUUGACGGAUAGAAGUGAAGAGGCCUACGAGCGGGCAGAGAAGGGUCUGGAUGGUGGCGAUAAGUUCAAGGCUGUCGAGACAAAGGCAGGAGGCGAGGGAUUCUUGGAGGCCAUGAGUAAAUAA